AUGGCCGCACCACAGCCCCUCAUCCAGAGCGCAUUCCAGGCCGCCAUGCACGAAUUCAAAACUAAUCUCAACAACGAUGAGCUCUACACCAAGCUGCUCGCAGUCACAUCCAUCGACGAGGUCUACGACCUGACCGAUAAACUUCAAGCAGAUCAGGGCAGAAAAGGGCACCUCCGCCAUCUAGCCAAGAUCGAGCCUUUCCUCAACCGGCUCCGGGAAUAUACUGGCGCCAUUGAUACUUUUGUGCAGGCAUAUCCAGAAAUCAUGGGAUUGAUAUGGGGUCCGAUUAAGCUGCUGCUGCAGUGGAGUAGUGCCCUGACGCAGUCGUUUGAUGCGAUCGUGAACACGACAGCGGAUAUUGGAUUGUUGUUGCCGGAGUUUCAGGAAGUUGUCGUCUUAUUCUCGGGAAAUGAUAGGAUCUACGAUGUUCUGGUUUUGUUUUUCAAGGAUAUCCUAGACUUUUAUCAGAUUGGUUUGAAGUUCUUCACGAUGCCGCGGUGGAAAUACUUUUUCGAGGCCUUGUGGCCGCGGAAGAAGGAGCACAUUAGUCUGGUGAAGACUCACAUUGAACGGCACGCUCUGCUCAUGCGGAACGAAGUGAGGCUGGAGCAUAUCCGAGAAGAGCAUGAUACUCGCUUGAAAGCUUUUGAGCAUUUCAAGAAUGCCGAGAAAUCUCACCGAUUACAGCAGUUUUACGCUAUCAAAGCGGACAUGAGUCCGAGGAUGUAUGAUGAUAAACUCAACUGGUACCAUAGCCGAGUCUGUGAAGGUACAGAAACUUGGUUCUUUCAAGAUGAUGCGGUAAAGGAUUGGUUGGAUGUCAGUAAUGGCACUGCAAAGGUCGUCUGGCUUCAAGGAAUUCCGGGUGCAGGAAAGACGUUUCUUGCUGGUGCCGUGGUGGACAAGGCGUAUACCAUCGGUCAUACUGCCUUCGUCUUUCUCAGUCAUACCUUCAGCAGCACUACGUCGGCCCUAGGUGUUCUGCACUCGCUUCUGUUUCAACUGGCCUCUCAGCACGAAGAUCUCCAAGAUGUACUCUGUCACUCAACCAAUGAACAAAUCAAAAGCAAUAUUACCGUGGCGGUGGAUACACUCAAGACAGUUCUGGAUUGCGCCGGGCAGGUCUUUCUCAUUAUUGAUGGUUUGGAUGAGAUCGAGGAGAUUGAGCGCGGAGUGCUCUUGAAGCAACUUCUGCGUCUGUCUCACGAAUGCCAUGAGACCCGCAUAUUUAUCAGCAGUAGACGGGAGGAGGACAUCACGGCAAUUCUCGAGGCCAGAUCGGAAAUGAUUCGGGUUGAUGGGAGAAAUGAGGAAAGCAUCCAAGUCUUUGUCGACUAUCAGCUGAAGCAGAUUUUCCAAAGUAGACGGUUUCCUCCUCAAAUUCAGGAUGAAAUAAAGCGCUCGUUGGCACCGCUUGCAUCCAAAGCCAAAGACGAUGUGGCUGAAAUUUGUGAAGAUUUGAGCAUUCUGCCAGAAGAUCUGGAUGAUGCGUAUUCCCGAGUGCUUGUACGAAUCAACAAACUGCGACCACCAUCGGCCCGCGACAAGGCCAGAAGAAUACUGGCCUGGGUGGGUUGCUCGCCGACACCACUAACCGUCCAGGAGAUCGAGCAAGCACUGACGAUCAAACCUGGAAGCCUUGAAUUGGAGAAGAAAGUGUUCGCCAGCCCAAACCUUAACCGACUCUGCGGGCCCAUUAUCGAAAUAAUUGAUGGAUAUAUUCAGUUUGUACACUUCACAGUCAAGGAAUACUUGUUUAGUCCCGGCAUAGACGGACAUAUCAGUCUUACCCAUGCGACCCUCGAUCUUGCCAUCUGCUGCACCUCUUUCCUCAGUCAAACACAUUACGAUGUCGAUAUUCUGAGCAAUGAUGAUGUCUUCACCGGCCUCCUACAAGAUGGGAGCUAUAGACUGCAUCAUUUCGCAGUAAAUGGCUGGUAUGAGCUGGUCAAAAAGUACUUGCAGUUGACACAGAACAAGCCACUGCCACUAGGGCUUGUGCACUGCCUAAGGACGCUGAUGGUUAAACGCAGCAACGAGGACUUUGCAGCAGAGCGCGAUACCUUUUUCAAACCUGCGUGCUUGCAGCCUAUCAAAACAGAGUAUCCGGAUCUGUAUCAGUUUCUUGUUAGAAUAGCUCAAUUUCAUGAGAGAUGCUCACAAACUUGGUAUCAUGUCAACGAAGGGGACGAAUGGAACAGGUUUGAUCCACUGUCUAUAUUCCGUGUAUCGGCGAAGAUAUACCGAGAGCUGGACUCCCAGCUGUGUCCUUCCAGUUAUCAUCAACCAAGCUGCCACUGCGAUUCCAUUAAGCGGAACUUUGGCAAACGUCCGUUCAAAUGUGGCUACUUGAACUGUUCUUUUCAACAGCAUGGCUUCGAAUCCAUAGCGCAACGAGCAAAACAUGAUAAAGAGCAUACGCGCCCUUGGAAAUGCAGCGUCUCCGGGUGCGAAUAUGAGAAUAUAGGAUUUCUAUCCCGCAGCAUGAGAGAUCAACACCUGGAAAAGGCUCAUAAGGACAAGACACCACCGAGGGAUCUCUCCGAUGACACAAUCGAACAGGAUGAGGUGCAGGCACUGGUGCUCGAUCUGGUCAGAGUGGAUGAAGUGGAGAUGGUCGAGCGUCUCCUGCCGCGCGUUGACGAUCUCUAUCGAUUUUCGUCUCUCCUGGGCAAGACAGUAGGCGAACUCGGGUCUUUGCCAAUGGCGCGGAUGAUCGCGCGGGUCUGCGAGGAGGGGGCGAAGCACAGGGCUGUGGAUCAGUUUUAUCACGGAGCUAUAAAGACCGGUAAUGUCAAAUUUAUUGAUUGGCUUAUCGGCUCGAAUCAGAUGCCGGAAUAUAGAGAUGAGGCGGCGUCUAUUACUGCUGCCUUCGUAAAGAGCGACUCUGAGGACGUGUGGAGACUCUGCGAGCAGUUUAUGGCGGCUCUCUCGCGCGCUGACGAUAUGGACCGAAGGAUGUCCGAUGUUUGUUUUGAAGAGCCAGUCAUAAAUGCCACCUGCAGGAUCGCGAAAAGAGAAAACAUGUUACUUUCGCUGUGGGAAUCCGUCGGAGGGAUUAAGAAGCUCAAGGCUGCUAAGCUUUCAUAUGCCUUAGGAGUUGUGGCAAGAACAACGUGCUCUAUUCCACUCGGGAGAGCUCUCCUCCAAUACGGAGCUGAUGUCAAUGGACAGAAGGGUAAAUUAGCGGUUUCGCCCCUUCAAUUUGCGGCGCGGAAGUCGUCGAUUGAAAAUGCAGAGUUCAUAAGAUUCCUCCUCUCUGCCGGCGCCGAUCCGGAACAGGUUUCGCGCUCGCGAAAACCUUCCGAUGAGAUAGGCGCCAAGGAGAUUGUUCGGUGGCUUGGGAUGACAUGGAAUGAACUCGUCGAGCAGACGAGAGAUUGUAGAAGGGGCGCCUCCGCUGCCCCUCAGAUCCUUCAGUAG
Molecule: messenger RNA, 3423 nt
Organism: Aspergillus fischeri NRRL 181
Lineage: Eukaryota; Fungi; Ascomycota; Eurotiomycetes; Eurotiales; Aspergillaceae
Exons: 7
Coding region: 1-3423 (1140 amino acids)
Molecular function (GO): protein binding
Source: RefSeq, a predicted model, not a curated record